Messenger RNA from Talaromyces proteolyticus, 2279 nucleotides. RefSeq names its product Alpha/Beta hydrolase protein. Gene Ontology annotation, biological process: proteolysis. Bases 166 to 2142 code for a protein of 658 amino acids. Lineage: Eukaryota; Fungi; Ascomycota; Eurotiomycetes; Eurotiales; Trichocomaceae. The record is from RefSeq and is a predicted model, not a curated record. Gene Ontology annotation, molecular function: serine-type peptidase activity. The transcript is spliced from 3 exons.
CUUAUCGGAGCCGUGGCUAUCCGAGCAUCCAUCCUACCCCUCUAUUGGGCUGUUGGUUGAUCUGUUGAUGCUUCGAAUUUUCCGUUGUGACUGAAGCGAAGAUAAUAAAUUUAUUUCAAGCUCUUUUUCAGCCUGCUUUAUUUGCUACAAAAAAAAAACCAAGAAAUGGCGACCCCCAAGACGGCACAAUUUGGUACAUGGGAAAGCCCCAUCAACAUAGAGACCAUAACUGCUGAAAGCACCAACAUCAUAGAAGUAACUGCAACUGCCAAUGGAAAGAUAUAUACUGUUGAGGCUCCGCCGAGCGUGGAUGGACGAUGCACUAUCAUCGAGUAUCAGCAAGGCAAGAGCCGGGAGGUGCUACCGCCCGACUACAGCGCCCGAACUGCUGUGCACGGUUAUGGUGGAGCUGCAAUUGAAACCACUAGCAAAGGCGCGGUCAUAUUUGCAGACUGGAAUACAAAAGGGGUCUUCUCGCUCGACCCAACUACGAAGAAGGUGACGGCUGUGCUGACUGCCGACCCUCAAGUGUUCUUUGCCGACUUUGAUGUUCAUCCACACCACCCUGAGUGGAUUUUAGCGAUUCGUGAAAAUCACCACUCACAGCCGGAAGAGGAGAACUCCUUGGUCGCCAUAAAUUCUGCGGACCAAACCAUACAUGUUUUAGCUUCAGGGGCCGACUUCUACACAUCCCCUCGCUUUAGUCCGACUGGAGACCGCAUCUCUUGGACCCAAUGGAAUCACCCAGAUAUGCCAUGGACAGGUACAAAGCUGUUUGUGGGGUACUGGAAAGGAGAUGGAACGUUGAGUGACGUCAAGGAGAUUGAUGGUGAAGCCCGCAAUGUAAGCAUCAAUCAACCAAAAUGGGGACCCGACGGAACACUGUUCUACAUAAGCGAUCGCUCCGGCUAUUGGCAACUACAAGCUUUACGUCAAGACUCAGCGAAGCCUGAAACUAUUAUUCUUGAUGGCCUUGAGAAAGGUGAGUUCUCCUCACCGGAAUGGCGUCUAGGCAGCUCCACCUUUAUUUCUCUCACCAGCGAUACUAUUGUUGCUACAUGGAUAAAGGAUGCAAAAGAGACCCUUAUCUCGAUUGAUCUACCAAGCUCAAAGUAUUCCGUAUUGUCGGAUAGCCUCACAGGCAUUAAUGGCCACGCCGUACACCGACUCUCCGACACCAGCUUUGUUGUCAUAGCAGACAGCCCAACCGUACCUAAAGCGCUCUACCAUGUGGAGCUCAGUCAACCUCGUCUCAAAAUUGAUAUUCUCAAGUCGUCACUUCCUCUAGAUAUACCUGAUGUAUUCUAUUCACAGGCAGAACAUAUUUCAUUUCCACGAACUGAAGGCUCCGACCAGUUAAACACGACUUCUCAUGCCUUUUACCUUCCCCCUAAGAAUGCGAACUAUGUUGGUACACCGGGAGCCCUUCCGCCUUUGAUUAUAGACAUGCAUGGUGGUCCAACGACCCACACAAGCCCUGGUUUGGCACUCACAUAUCAGUAUUAUACUUCUCGUGGAUAUGCUGUGGCUCUACCCAACUACGCUGGCUCUUCUGGAUAUGGACGAAAGUAUCGGGACUUGCUAGAUGGCGCAUGGGGGGCUCUGGAUCCAGCUGAUGCUGCAAGCUGUGUCACAUAUCUUGUCAAAACAGGCCGAGUGGAUGGGUCACGUGUAGGUAUCAUGGGCGGUAGCUCCGGGGGCCAUGCGGCCUUGGAGGCUAUCUGGAUGUUUCCAUCAGUCUGGUCAGCUGCCGUCAGUCGGUAUGGCAUUAGUGAUCUCGAAAUUCUCGUUGAGGACACACACAAGUUUGAGAAGCAUUAUGCUUUCCGCUUGCUCUUUGCGGAUAAUGUACCGGAUGACGAGGACCAACGCCGCCGCGUAUAUCGACAGCGUAGCCCGCGUUUUCACUCUAAAGAGAUCCGGGCACCUGUGUUGCUGUUACAGGGAAGCGAAGAUAGGGUGGUUCCCCCAAAUCAAACGGAAAUGAUGGUGCGAAGCAUUACUGAGAAUGGCGGAAUCGCAAAAAUGACCCUUUUUGAAGGAGAAGGACAUGGGUUCCGAGGAAAAGAAAACCAACGCAGGGCUUUGGAGGAACAGGAUCAAUGGUGGCAGAAGUAUUUGGUUCGAGCAGAGGAGGCUUAGUUUACCAUUCAACUGUUAUUCGCAAAAUAAAAGGCAUUACCCUAACCAUAUGCAAAUAAAAGGCCUGUCUUAACCUUUGUUGUACUCAUUCGUAGUGCAUUGAUCUCAAAAUCAAAAUCAAAUAUAUUUUGGAAGGG